This is a messenger RNA of Manduca sexta (tobacco hornworm), 2090 nucleotides long. RefSeq names its product lysosomal acid glucosylceramidase. The record is from RefSeq and is a predicted model, not a curated record. Gene Ontology annotation, molecular function: glucosylceramidase activity. The transcript is spliced from 12 exons. Lineage: Eukaryota; Metazoa; Arthropoda; Insecta; Lepidoptera; Sphingidae. Gene Ontology annotation, biological process: glucosylceramide catabolic process. The coding region runs from base 100 to 1662 and encodes 520 amino acids.
ACUCUGUACCGGUGUGUCAGCGCGUCUAGGCGCUGCGGAAGUCGUGUAUAAUAAAAAAGACAUUAUUAGUAUUUAUUAGAUAAGGUUGCUUUCGUAAAAAUGGAAGGUUAUCAUUUAAAGUCACUUGUAAUUAUAAUUGCUUUUAUGGUAAUUUGUAUUCAGUUGACAAAUGCUUACGACGACUUGCCAUGUGAAGCUCAUGCGGUUGCCAACCGGUCUGUCAUCUGCAGAUGUACAGCGCAGUACUGCGACACUGUCAUAAGAGAAGUGCCUGCGGAAGGGGAGAUUAUCACCUAUACAUCCUCUGACUCUGGACUUCGGUUUUAUAAAGAAUCAUCCCGGUUUGAAGACUCCGAAUCGUUUGACAACAGCCUGGUAUAUAAUUUAGAUCCAGAGAUAAAGUACCAGACGAUCAAUGGGUUCGGAGGAGCCAUCACAGACUCCACUGGGCUCAACUGGCAAAACUUGACUGAUCCCGCGUUGAAACAAAACUUGAUCAAUUCCUACUGCAGCGAUAAAGGCAUAGAAUACAGUAUGCUUCGCGUGCCUAUCGGGGGCAGUGACUUCUCACCAAAGUUUUAUGCUUACAACGAAUACCCCAAAGGAGAUAAGAAGCUAUCGAACUUCACGCUCAGACCAGAAGAUUACACGUACAAGUUACCUUUCAUCAAAGCAUGCAUGGAGGUAGCGAGAGAAGAUAUCCACAUGGUAGGUACUUGUUGGUCGCCGCCGACGUGGAUGAAGGUCCUGCAUAACUACACAGGAGUCAACUAUUUGAGGAAGGAAUAUUACUGGACCUACGCAGAGUAUCAUCGCAAAUUCGUAGACGCAUACAUGAAAGAAGGAGUGCCGAUAUGGGGUGUUACUACUACUAACGAACCUCUGACCAGUAUAGCAAACAUUGGCCCUAUAAAUUCUCUGGGUUGGACUACGUCUUCUAUGGCAAACUGGAUAGCAGACUACUUCGGGCCUGUGAUGAAGAAGCAUCACCCGGAUGUAAAACUCCUCGGAGUGGACGACCAGCGUAGCGCUAUUCCCAUAUGGUUGAAUCUGGUGGCCUUGAGAAGACCGGAAGUCCUGAACUAUUUGGACGGGAUAGCAGUCCACUUCUACUUCGACCAGUUCAUCACGGCCGACACCAUCCCGUUGACUUUGAAACAGUAUCCGCAACUAUUCGCGCUUGCUACCGAAGCUUCCUUUGGAGCGAUCGCAGAUAUAAAGGUGGAUUGGGGAUCAUGGGAGCGAGCCGCUAGCUACGCGAAGGAUAUUAUUGAGGACCUCAAUGUAGACAUGAUCGGGUGGUUGGAUUGGAACAUGGUUUUAAACAGCCAAGGCGGUCCAGUUUUGAAUCAAAAUUAUUGCGACGCCCCCAUCAUCGUGAAGCCUGAAGAAGGAGCUUUCUACAAGCAACCCAUGUUCUACUCUAUGGGUCAUUUCGCCAAGUUCUUGUCCAGAGGAUCCCGUAGAAUAAAACUGGAGACUUCAGCCAAAUGUGACAACGUUUAUUCUGUUGCUGCCCUAACUCCAAAUAACUCUAUUGUCGUUGUGUUCAACAAUAUGGAAACUUUUGAAGUUGCAGUAACUUUGAAUCUGAGAGGGAAAUACGCUCAAAUCAAAUUGCCCCCGAGUUCCUUUGUGACAGCAGAGUUUAACAACGAAUAAAAUAAACUUACAUUUUAAUUUCAAUAAUGUAAAAUGGAUACCUAAAAUACAUAUUUAGUAUUUUAUGAAAAUUAUGUAUAUAUUGUUAGUGGGUGCCUUAGUUGCGCCUCUGCAUACCCCUUCGGGGAUAAAUGCGUGAUGUUAUGUAUGUAUGUUAAUGUAUUAUUAUGUGCAGAUAUUUCUUGUAAUUAAAAAUAAACAAUAAUUACACUUGCCUCUACAAUAAAAUACUACUCUAGUGUUAUUUAUGUUGGGUUUUGGCCUCAUUAUAUAUAAAACAAAUAUUUAUGAUAUAAACAUUUGCUUUAUGUAAAGUUCGAGACUGCGGCGUCGUUGGGCCUUUUUAUAGCCGUAACUUUACGUUAUGGAAUUUGUUAUGUACGUGUGUAUGUAAGGUUAUUGUUAUUAUUAAAAUUUAUCAUUAUUUA